UAUAUAAGAUCACAUACUGCUCUUAUCUUCAUCCAACACAGCAUCUCUCUUUUAGGUCUUCUCUCACACACACAUACACACACUCUCUCUAUAUAAAAUGGAGGAUGAGCCACAUGAUGAGUACUCUCUAACCAUACCAUUCGUACUUGCCAAUGGUGGGAAUCAACACCAGCUUAAUGAGGAGGAGGCUGAGAGAGGAGAGUCAGUUAGUGAGCAUCAAAGUGCUGGCACCACCUCUUUUUCCAAGACCUGUUUCAAUGGACUCAAUGUUAUGUCAGGAGUUGGAAUACUGUCAGUUCCAUAUGCGCUAUCAUCAGGAGGGUGGCUGAGCUUGAUACUUCUAUUUGUCGUUGCCAUUGCAGCCUUCUACACAGGUUUACUGAUUAAAAGAUGCAUGGAUAUGGAUCCAACUAUCAGAACCUAUCCUGACAUUGGCGACCAAGCAUUUGGGAGCACAGGCAGAUUGUUGGUAUCAAUUUUUAUGAACACGGAGCUCUACUUAGUCGCGACAGGUUUCUUGAUUCUAGAAGGGGAUAAUUUAGAUAAUUUGUUACCCCAUGUGGGAAUUAAAAUUGGUGGGCUAAAAAUAAGUGGAAAACAAAGCUUCAUGGUGAUUGUUGGCCUUAUCACAAUGCCUACUGUUUGGUUAGACAACAUGAGCAUUCUUUCUUAUGUCUCUGCCACUGGAGUUCUAGCUUCCCUUGUCAUCCUUGGCUCGAUUUUGUGGGUUGGUGCAUUUGAUGGCGUUGGAUUCGACCAAAAGGGAAUGAUUCUAAAUUGGAAUGGACUUCCGAUUGCUGUCAGCUUAUAUGCCUUUUGUUAUUGUGCUCAUCCAGUUUUCCCUACUCUUUACACUUCUAUGAAGAAAAAGCAUCAAUUCUCAAAGGUUUUGCUCAUAUGCUUUGUCAUUUGCACCAUCAGUUAUGCAUCAAUGGCGAUUUUGGGGUAUUUAAUGUUCGGAUCAGACCUUCAAUCACAGAUAACAUUGAAUCUCCCAACAGACAAAGUUAGUUCAAGAGUGGCAAUAUGUACAACCUUGGUAACUCCCAUAUGCAAGUAUGCGUUGACGGUUAAACCGAUUGUGCAUGCUAUUGAAAACCGGCUUCAUCGUUACUGCAACAAGAAACCCUUUAGCCUCAUCCUGAUCAGGACCAUCUUGGUAAUGAGCACCAUUGUUGUAGCCGUGACUGUCCCUUUUUUCGGAUACCUCAUGUCACUUGUUGGAGCUUUUCUAAGUGUUACCGCUUCAUUUUUGCUGCCAUGCUUCUGCUACUUGAAAAUUUCCGGUGCUUAUCAGAGGCUUGGAUUUGAAUUGCUGAUCAUAAUUGUCAUUGUGCUUAUGGGUAUAUCAACUGUAUUGAUUGGUACCUACACAUCUUUGGUAGAAAUAAUAUCACAUUUGUAACCAGUAAGUGUUGAGACUUCUUUUAGUUUAGUUGAGAGUUUUUCUUAUUUAAUCUACUGAAAUGUUUGUAAGUAGUGAAUGCUUGUGUAUUCCAAGAUGGCAGUGUUUUCACUAUUACCUGUUUAAUUAAUUUGAAAAGUGAGAGAUUAGAAAUUGAAGGUUUGUGCCUAAACCUAUUACUCUAUUAGUAAAGUUCAGUGAU
Messenger RNA from Cornus florida, 1607 nucleotides. RefSeq names its product amino acid transporter AVT1J-like. Bases 98 to 1405 code for a protein of 435 amino acids. Lineage: Eukaryota; Viridiplantae; Streptophyta; Magnoliopsida; Cornales; Cornaceae. The record is from RefSeq and is a predicted model, not a curated record. Gene Ontology annotation, cellular component: plasma membrane. The transcript has 3 exons.